Molecule: messenger RNA, 1686 nt
Organism: Phragmites australis (common reed)
Lineage: Eukaryota; Viridiplantae; Streptophyta; Magnoliopsida; Poales; Poaceae
Product: probable WRKY transcription factor 57
Exons: 4
Coding region: 234-1157 (307 amino acids)
Biological process (GO): regulation of DNA-templated transcription
Molecular function (GO): sequence-specific DNA binding; DNA-binding transcription factor activity
Source: RefSeq, a predicted model, not a curated record
CGAAAUAAUGCACGGCCCCGGAGCACAGCACACCACAACACGGCGGCGCCACACUAAAAAUCCACCACUCCUAACAGCUGCAGCCGCAGCUGCAGCCGCGCCACACUAGAAGCAAAGCAAACCCUCCAGGCUCCAGCUAGCUGCUAGCCAGUGACAGUGAGUACUCGCGCCGUCGGUCUCGCAGCUAGCUAGAUAGCGAAGCGGAGGCGGCCUUGAUCGGAUCGGGGCUGCGUAUGGCCGGCGCCGCUGGAGACAGGCCGGAAGGGGCCGGCAGCGGCGACUGGCCGUUCCCUGGCGCCGACGCCUUUACGGAGUACUCGUCCGUUUUCGCUGAGCUCGGCUGGCCGGGCGGCCUGGGAGCGGGCGCCGGGGAGCUGCCGGUGCUGGAUCUGCCCGAGGCGGCGGCACCGCGGGCAGUGGUGGCGCGGCCGGAGGAGAUCGUAGAGCCCGAUGGGUCAGGGGACGCCGGCGCGUCGUCGAGCUCGAGCGGCGAUGGCGCCAAGCGGGGGAGCGCCGAUCGGAAGCCGGCCGCCGAGGCAGCGAGCAUGAAGCCGGCAGCGGCGAAGAAGAAGGGGCAGAAGCGGGCGCGGCAGCCGCGGUUCGCGUUCAUGACCAAGAGCGAGAUCGACCACCUUGAGGACGGCUACAGAUGGAGGAAGUACGGCCAGAAAGCUGUCAAGAACAGCCCUUUUCCAAGGAGCUACUACAGAUGCACCAACAGCAAAUGCACUGUGAAGAAGCGCGUAGAGCGGUCUUCAGAAGACCCCUCCGUGGUGAUCACUACCUACGAGGGCCAGCAUUGCCACCACACCGCCUCGUUCCAGCGCGGCGGAGGAGGCGCCGCCACCGCGCACAUCCAUAGCGCAGCGGCCGUCGCACUUGCAGAGCAAAUGCCGUUCAUCGCCCCGGCGCAGCAGCUCUACAGCCUUCCCCUGUUGCACCCACAGAGCUCUCCGUCCUCGGAGACCGUCGUUAGCUCGGUGCCGAUAUCUUUGCAGCAUCUCAACGGGCGCGACGAGCUGCGGCGGACAAGCUCGAGCCCGAGGGUGUCUGUGGCGCGGUCACCGUCGACUCCGUCAUCAGUGCCUCCUGCCAUUUCAGUCGAGAAGGCGGGGCUACUGGACGAUAUGGUGCCUCAUGGAGUAAGACAUGGAUGAUGGCAAUAUAUAUGAUUUUUCUUUCCGGGUAAUGUAUAUCCGAGGUCAUGUGUAUCGGCCGGACUCCGGAGGCACUUGAGGCGGAUGAACCAGGUGCAGCGUUCAGCAAUAAUUAAAGUAUAUAAAAUGACCAGAUAAUGCAUGUGGAUUGUAGAUAGUAUAUAUACUCAGCUUAAUUAUUAAUUUAUUAUAGACAGACUAAUUUAUCAAAAAAUGACCACAUCUGCUAGUGAUCAGUGGCACUUUAUUGAACCGAUCGUUGUAUGUAUCAGUACUUCUCGUGGGAAUUUUUUUUUAUGCCCGAUUAACUUUUAUCUGGCUAUUUGGCGCUUGGCAGGCUUGAUCAACCCCCUCACAUCAUGAUGAUCUUGCAGAACAGUCCCUACCUAAGUUAUGCUAGCUUUUCUAGGUUGGCUGUGUAGAUAGCUGUUGUCUACCUAUGUUUUGUAUAAUCGCAGAUAUCAAUUAACUUUUUGUCUGUGUAGUUAACUGCAUUUGAAUUUAAUUCUACUAUUCGUUCAGACCUUUA